Mus caroli (Ryukyu mouse) is the source of this 2802-nucleotide messenger RNA. It is a transcript of the gene Cyth4, whose product is annotated as cytohesin 4. Gene Ontology annotation, biological process: regulation of ARF protein signal transduction. NCBI's taxonomy places the organism in Eukaryota, Metazoa, Chordata, Mammalia, Rodentia, Muridae. The record is from RefSeq and is a predicted model, not a curated record. Gene Ontology annotation, molecular function: guanyl-nucleotide exchange factor activity.
CGCACAGCCCCUGUGGCCAGGGCUGACUUCCUCCCACAGGGUCUGGGCGGGGCAGGCAGGAAGGGGCCAUGACUGGUCCUCUUGGCUACCCACCAGAGCAGCAGCUGAGCUGGCAAGGCAAGCAGCUGGGCCACCUUUCUGCUGGGCUUCAGAAUGGAUGUGUGUCACGCAGAUCCAGCUGAGCUCAGCAGUGGGGAGGCCAAGGAGCUACAGCAGAUCAAAUGGCACAGGAAGCAGCUACUGGAGGACAUCCAGAAACUGAAGGAUGAGAUUGCAGAUGUGUUUGCCCAAAUCGACUGCUUUGAGAGCACCGAGGAGAGCCGGAUGGCACAGAAAGAGAAGGAGAUGUGCAUCGGGAGAAAGAAAUUCAACAUGGACCCUGCUAAGGGCAUCCAGUAUCUCAUUGAGCACAAGCUGCUGACCUCUGAUGUCCAGGACAUCGCCCAGUUCCUGUACAAGGGUGACGGUCUCAACAAGACAGCCAUUGGCACCUACUUGGGGGAAAAGGACCCCAUCAACUUGCAGGUCCUACAGGCCUUUGUGGACUGCCAUGAGUUUGCCAACCUCAACCUCGUUCAGGCCCUCAGGCAGUUCCUGUGGAGCUUCAGACUGCCGGGUGAGGCCCAGAAGAUUGACCGCAUGAUGGAGGCCUUCGCUGCUCGCUACUGCCUCUGUAACCCUGGAGUCUUCCGGUCCACAGACACCUGCUACGUGCUGUCCUUCUCCGUCAUCAUGCUCAACACCGGCCUACACAACCCCAACGUGCGGGACAGACCACCCUUCGAGCGCUUUGUGACCAUGAAUCGUGGCAUCAACAGCGGCAGUGACCUGCCUGAGGAGCAGCUACGGAACCUGUUUGAUAGCAUCAAGAGUGAGCCCUUCUCCAUCCCUGAGGAUGAUGGCGGUGACCUCACCCACACCUUCUUCAACCCCGACCGUGAAGGCUGGCUACUCAAGCUGGGGGGCCGUGUGAAGACAUGGAAACGGCGCUGGUUCAUUCUCACUGACAACUGUCUCUACUACUUUGAGUUCACCACUGACAAAGAACCUCGGGGGAUCAUUCCCCUGGAAAACCUCUCCGUGCAGAAGGUAGAGGACCCCAAGAAGCCGUUCUGCCUGGAGCUGUACAACCCCAGCUGCCGGGGCCAGAAGAUAAAGGCAUGCAAGACGGACGGGGACGGCAAGGUGGUAGAAGGCAAACACGAAUCCUACCGCAUCUCAGCUGCCAAUGCCGAGGAACGCGACCAGUGGAUCGAGGCCAUCAGGGCCAGCAUCACCCGAGUCCCCUUCUACGACCUGUUGUCUGCUCGGAAAAAGAAGAUUGUUGGCAAGUAGUAAACUUCCAGGAGGCGGUGCUGGCAACCUCGCAGGACCUAUGGUAUCUGGAGACACAGAGACACACCUCUCACCCGCUGUGCCUGUUCUUGCUCGCAAACAUGCCCCUCUCCAUCACUGGAACUGGCUGUUGGGGGAUGUGGAUCCUCGGAGGGCCCAGAGCUCAUGGGGAAGCCUGCCAGGAAGAACUGAUAAAGCUCUUUCCGGGACCACUGUGGCUGAGGGUUAGGAUGGGGAGAUGAGCCAGCCUAGAGCCUGUAUCCCACCCUCUCCCUCCCAGCAGAGGAUCAUGGAUUCCCUAGGGGCUUCUAGCUCAGUUUUCCUUCCCUUACAUUGGGGUCAGGGCCUCUCUGCCAUGGACAAGUAUCAGCAUACAUCGAGCUUGGAGCCCCGGAAACUUCAGACAAACCCCUUGGCUGAACACAGCCCUCCUCUGGGUCUUACAAAAUGCAGAGUUCGGAUAGGAAACGUCACGGCCCAGCAGGCUUUUUUUGGUCAGCUCAGCUUCCAGGGGGAGCUGGGAGAUCAGGUGACUGAAUGAGACAGACCAAGCUGGAAGGUUCUGAGGAUACUGCUAGCACAAUUCCCACGGGUGUUGGCCUGAGAAGAUGAGUGGAGGAGACAGACCCUCAAAGCUGUAGCAGUAUCUAUGGCUGGCAGGUCUGACCUACGGCUGAGAAAAAUGAGAGAAGAGGACACUCCAGGUUGUUCCCACCAGGAGGGCUGCUUUAGAGGCCACAGCAAGCCUGAAGGUAGCACAGGACUUAGGCUUGGACAGACUCUCAGCCAUGACACCAGCUACCUGGCCAGCAGAGCUAGGGUAGUCACGGGAUGAAAGAUGGACCCCUGUUUCUGCCUCCUGCCUCUUGCCAGAGCAAGGCCAGCUCUCCAUACACAGCAGACUGCUGUGUACCCAGGGAGGGCACUCUUGGGAGAUGUUUCUCACUCUCCCAAGCACUUGCACCUCCUCUCCUGCCUGAGCAGCGCCCCCCCCCCGGGGAAAGCUCCUUAACAAGGCAGCAAGAAAUGGGGCUCCCUGUGCCCUGUGCCAGCCCAGGCUCCAAGAAUGAGCAGCAAGUGGCCAGGCUGCCCUCUUCCUCUGUAGGAGCUCAUGUAUAUGUACUCUCUACACAGUGGGAAGAGAAGUGCAUGGGGGUGGGGGGAGAUGCCUGUCUCAGGAAGGCCACACAUCUGGGACCUGGGGUAUCGGCAAGGCAAACGGAGCCCUUGCUGGACAUUUGAGAACUUUCUAGUGAGCUGAGCCCAUACCAGCUGCCCCCAUUUAGGGAUUAAAGGACCCUAAAGUCUUCCUCUGCCUCUGCCAUGUGUGUGUGUGCACAGAGAGUGGCUGACUUUGGUCCCUUUCCCCUCUCUGGUUCUCCACUUCUUCCCUGACAUCAAGAUGGUGGGACAUCGUUUUCUUUCCUGUUGUAACACUUAGGAGCAAGAAUAAAAGCUCAUGACGUA